Molecule: messenger RNA, 905 nt
Organism: Amphimedon queenslandica
Lineage: Eukaryota; Metazoa; Porifera; Demospongiae; Haplosclerida; Niphatidae
Exons: 2
Coding region: 29-877 (282 amino acids)
Molecular function (GO): acetyltransferase activity
Source: RefSeq, a predicted model, not a curated record
UGGCUGGAUAAGACAUACUGAUUGCGCAAUGCUGAGUUACCAGGAGGCUGUGAAUUUUGCUUCUGAUGUGUUAAAGGUUUCUGUGCAUCAAAAAGAGAGCUCCUUGAGUCUUUUAAAUGAACUCAUUUUUGCUUUCUAUGAAAAUGUUCCGUUUCAAAGUGUGACUUUACAGGCCAUACCACUGGAGAAAAGGAGACAACCAACUUUAGAAGAGGCAAAAACUGAGGUACUUUCAGGACGUGGGGGUCUCUGCUACACAGUUAACACUUUUAUGAAAUAUUUCACAGAGGCACUGGGAUUUAAUGUGCGCCACAUUUGCAGCUCAAUCAAAACAAACAACGAUCACAUUAUGACGAUAGCAGAAAUCGACAAUGAGAAAUAUCUGAUUGACGUUGGAAGCGGCUACCCAACAUUUGAAGCAAUUCCGAUUAAUUUUGAAAAAGAAUCAAAAGUAUACCAGCAUUCCUUCCUCGAGUAUAAAUUUGCAAAAGAAGAGAAGGAUGAGUCUUUAAUGAUCAUUCGUCUACAUAAGAAAGGUGACUUUAGACCAGGCAGUGAUGCAGCAACAACUAGUGCCAGCUGGAGAGUUGCAUGUAUCAUUGAUCCUAUGCCUCGUGAUCUCUCAUUCUUUGAUUCCUCCAUGUCACUGAUCUAUUCUUCUUCUGAUCAUUUAGUUUUUCAUACUAGCUUACGAAUCAUUCUAUUUCCAAAUGGUGGGCAAGCACUUGUGCUUCGUGACAAGUUACUCUACAAAGAAGACAGCAAUACUCACGAGCUGGUCAUUAAAAAAGAAUUUGAUAACUUUUCUGAUAUUAUUGAAGAAAUCAAAACAUUGUUUCCAUUACUUUAUGAUGAAGCAAAAAAGAUUGUUAACUAAAAUUUUAGUUAUUCUUUAAAUUUCUACU